GGGAACUUUACACAGAAACUCAGGAGAAACGAAAUGAUCUGCUCUGGAGCCGCAGCAAAAUGCUGGAUGGACACCUACUCCUGGGAUGGUUAUCAUUCACAGUUAUAGUCCUCCUUAUCAACUUGCCUGGACCAACCACUGCUUAUUUUGGGCUGACAGGUAAUGAACCCCUGUCCAUCCUCCCCCUGAACACUGAGCCCGAGGAAACAGCAGGCAAGGCCCACUAUAAACUGUGCGACCGGCUGAAACUGGAGAAGAAGCAGCGGAGGAUGUGCAGGCGAGACCCUGGUGUAGCGGAGACCCUGAUGGAGGCCAUCAGCAUGAGCGCGCUCGAGUGUCAGUACCAGUUCAGGUUUGAGAGGUGGAACUGCACCCUGGAGGGACGCUACCGUGCCAGUCUACUCAAAAAAGGAUUCAAGGAGACCGCAUUUCUAUACGCCAUCUCGUCAGCAGGGCUGACUCACGCCAUGGCCAAGGCCUGCAGUGCGGGCCGCAUGGAGCGCUGCACCUGUGACGAGGCACCAGACCUGGAGAACAGGAAGGCCUGGCAGUGGGGAGGCUGCGGGGACAACCUCAAGUACAGUAACAAGUUUGUCAAGGAGUUCCUGGGCAAGAAAUCCAACAAGGAUCUCCGGGCCCGAGUUGACUUGCACAACACCAACGUCGGCAUGAAGGUGAUCAAGGCAGGAGUGGAGACAACGUGCAAGUGCCAUGGAGUAUCUGGCUCCUGCACGGUCCAGACCUGCUGGCGACAGCUCUCUCCUUUCCACGAGAUUGGCAAGCAGCUGAAGCAGAAAUAUGAGACCUCACUCAAGGUGGGCAGCACCACCAAUGAGGCGACAGGGGAAGGAGAAAUCUCCCAUGUCAGGAUGCAGCCCCUGCCUGGCCCCAGCGACCAGAUCCCCAGGACCACCGAUCUCAUUCACAUCGACGACUCGCCAAGUUUCUGCCGGAUGAGCAAGUAUUCACCGGGGACCUCGGCGAGGAAGUGCUACAAGGAUAAGAACUGCGAAAGCAUCUGCUGCGGCCGAGGUCACAACACUCAAAGCCGGGUGGUGACCAGACCCUGCCAGUGCCAGGUGCGCUGGUGCUGCUAUGUGGAGUGCAAGCAGUGUACACAGAGAGAGGAGGUUUAUACCUGCAAGGAUUAACAUAAUCAACCCCCUCAGGGGUCCAAAAGGGGGAAAAAGAGGCGCAGGAGAAUAUUUGUCUUAAAUUGAAAAUGAUCUACAAACAGAGAUAAAAAAAAAUGUCUUGAGGGACAUCAAGGAACUUUCACUAUGAUGUUGAUGAUGACGAUGUAUGCACUUUGAGUGGUUCCAAUGAGCUGUUGUAUGAAGCUUCUCCCAGGGUUGGGUCCAGUGCAACCCCAAGAAGAAUCCACUAUCAUAACAAGAAAGUUCAGGUCAGGACCUGUAAUGAGGAAUCCUCAAAAGGUUUGGUCUUUUUCUCAAAAGCCAAAUUCAGCUGGAUCCAUCAGUAGACCAACAAGACAUGCAGGUUGACUAAACAUGGUUUAUGUUGAAUGGUCAAGGAUGCAACCCUCGCACCAAAACCAUAGCUUUGGUAGAAGCAGGUUUGACUGGAAUGCACAGCUGACAGAAAAUAAGGGCCAUGGCUUACUAAAGGGGAUCCGGAUAAAUUAAGACAUAGACUGUGUGAUGUAACAGGGUAUGGAUGUUUUGUUUUGUUUGUUUUUUUGUUUUACCACUUUUGAUGUCUAAAAACCACUAGCCACACAUGCUACUAGAGUAUUGUGAGGUUUUCAAUUACAAUUUACUUUGACAAGGCCUUGUAGAAAUAAAGUCGCUCUCGCUUUCUUUCUGUGGAAAUAACUUUUGGAACUAAGAAGUACAGUGUACUGUAUGUUCGUUUGUAGCUUGCUUAACCUGGAUCAUAAGUCUUUUUCAUAUUUCUGACAGGAAAAAAAAACAGCAUUUGACAAUUCCCUUUGUCUGAAAAAAAAAACACAAUUCACAAUCCUCCAGGUUAUUCUGACAUCUUGCCAGUCAAUUAUUACGGCUAGUUUGACUGUAGUUGUACUCAACGACUCGUAUUCAGGGGCCAACUCUAACCACUAUGCUUGGACAAUGCGAUGCUAAGCUAAAGCAACACUGGGUUUGAAUAGAGAGAAGCAGGGUAUUUUUCUGGCACAAACAAGACUGAGAACAUGUACUGUGGUGACCACUGGUACAAGCCCUGUAUGAUAUAGGAGGAUACCUUAUGAUGGGGACCAUCAGUGAAUAGUAUUUUAUACCCAGUAUUUGUCAAUAACUGCAGUCAUUGACCAAAGGCUGCUGAGUAUUUUAACCAGCAUGUUCUGCCCAUCCCAUGUGUCAUUGUGACUGAUUACAGAAAAGAAUGACUGCUUUACACCCAGGGAUUCCUGGUAGAA
This is a messenger RNA of Acipenser ruthenus (sterlet), 2395 nucleotides long. RefSeq names its product protein Wnt-9a. Gene Ontology annotation, biological process: neuron differentiation; cell fate commitment; multicellular organism development. Gene Ontology annotation, cellular component: extracellular region. The record is from RefSeq and is a predicted model, not a curated record. NCBI's taxonomy places the organism in Eukaryota, Metazoa, Chordata, Actinopteri, Acipenseriformes, Acipenseridae. The transcript has 4 exons. Bases 60 to 1151 code for a protein of 363 amino acids. Gene Ontology annotation, molecular function: frizzled binding; cytokine activity.